UUUUUUUUUAUUGUGAUAAUGACUAACAAAUGUGUUUCAGAAGGAUGUUUACCUGUUAAUGGAAAAAGUCUAGAAGAAAUUACAAGAGAAGCAUUAGAAGAAUCAAAAGCUGCUUUAAAAAACCCAUAUAUAUUUCAGAAACCAAUAACAAAUGUUGCUGUAAUUGGUGCUGGUCCUUCAGGGUUAUGUUCAGCAAGGCAUUUAAAAGAUUUAGGUUUUAAUGUUAGAGUAUUUGAAAGAAAUUCUACAGUAGGUGGUCUUUGGAUUUACUCCCAGAGAGCGCCACCUAAGCCUAAGAUUCCUAGCUCUCGUAUUACACGAGAGACUGAGAAAGAAGCUUUGGAGCUAACGUCAAAAGAAGUUCAAAAAAGACUUUAUGAAAUGACUCCUGAAGUGAAAGAUAGGUUAUUAAAUAAAUGUCCACCCUCUGCAUGCUAUAGAGACCUUUAUACUAAUACUGCUACUGAUCUCUCCGGCUUUCCUGAUUUCCCUUUUCCAGAGGGUCUACCUAGAUUUUGCCCACAUCAUGACGUUUUACACUAUAUUCAAGACUAUGCUGCUAAAUUUGAUCUUUUAUCGUUAAUUGAGUUUGAUACAAGUGUGGAUCUUGUUAGAAAACAUCCUGAAGACGAUCAAACUUGGGAGUUAACACUUUGCAAAUAUGAGGUUUAUGAAAGUGGUAUGGUUCGAGAGACUCGAUGGAAAGAAACAUUUGAUGCAGUUGUUAUUGCAAAUGGUUGCUAUCAAGAUCCUUUUGUACCUGAUUUUAAGCACCUUACAGAGUGGAAUAAACUUUUCCCUUCUAAAAUAUCUCACUCAAAGCAAUUUAGACAGCCUGAGGAUUUUAAAGAUAAAAAUGUUUUAGUUAUUGGUGGUAGUAUCUCCGCUAUAGACAUUGUUAGGUCUCUUGAAGGAUUUGCAAAAACAAUAACAAUGACCCUUAGGGGACCCUUUGAAUCGCUUGUACCUAUUCUUAAUGUGAUACGUUCCAAAAUUCCAAAAUCAGUUAUUAUUAAGCCCAAUAUAGCCUCAUUCUCAAAUGAAAACGAUAAAGUAGACGGCACUAUAGUAUUUGAAGAUGGCACAGCUUUGGAUAAUAUCGAUCAUAUCAUUUUUUGUACAGGUUUUAUGGAUCGUAUGCCAUUUCUCGGAGAUUUAGUUAUCGAAAAAGGUCAGCUAGAAGAAGCAAAUGUAUUUACUACACCUCGACCUAUUUAUGAUGAUGAUGUACCUGAUAGUCAUGUGGUUAAGGGACCCAAAGUCCCCUUGAAUGUCUACCGUGAAAUCUUCUUAAUGUCAGACCCUACUUUAACCUUUGUAGGUAUAUCUCCUUAUUUCGUUACAUGGUCUCAUUUUGAUACACAAGCGCAAGCUGUUGCGCGGGUUUGGUCAGGUCAUUCCUAUCUGCCUAACAAGGAAUUGAUGCAAAAGUUUACAUCUGAACAUAAUUCAGGUUUAAACCCUUAUGAACUAUUCAAUAUUGAUAGAAGAAGACGAGAGCCAUAUAUUGUGUGGUUAAAUUAUCACGAAGAAGAGAUUCAAACAGAUGAUACCGCAAGACUGCCAAAACUUGAAAAUUAUAGGGAAGAUUAUGAAGAAGAAUAUCAAAAAAUAGCAGAAAUAUGGGGGAAUAUAUCAGAUGAAAACUUCAAAAGAGCCAGAGCAUAUAUUAAUGAGCAUUAUUUAUAAUAAUUGUAUAAGAGGAUGUGAUUCAGUUUCUUUCUUUUUUUUUUAUAUGAUGAAUAUGUGUAUACAGAUCUCAAUUGUAUUAUGUAAUUGAUAAUCGUAUUGAAAAGCGG
Cokeromyces recurvatus is the source of this 1799-nucleotide messenger RNA. RefSeq lists its product as uncharacterized. Lineage: Eukaryota; Fungi; Mucoromycota; Mucoromycetes; Mucorales; Mucoraceae. Bases 19 to 1689 code for a protein of 556 amino acids. The transcript is spliced from 4 exons. The record is from RefSeq and is a predicted model, not a curated record. Gene Ontology annotation, molecular function: N,N-dimethylaniline monooxygenase activity; flavin adenine dinucleotide binding; NADP binding.